Molecule: messenger RNA, 4546 nt
Organism: Ictalurus punctatus (channel catfish)
Lineage: Eukaryota; Metazoa; Chordata; Actinopteri; Siluriformes; Ictaluridae
Gene: bicd1a
Product: bicaudal D homolog 1a
Exons: 9
Coding region: 68-2797 (909 amino acids)
Biological process (GO): positive regulation of receptor-mediated endocytosis; microtubule anchoring at microtubule organizing center; regulation of microtubule cytoskeleton organization
Cellular component (GO): cytosol; Golgi apparatus
Molecular function (GO): dynactin binding; cytoskeletal adaptor activity; dynein intermediate chain binding
Source: RefSeq, a predicted model, not a curated record
GAGUGGUUCACUUCCCAGCUGAACUGGCUGUCUGGAUUUUGCACAACAAGGAGGCUGACAGAGUACGAUGGCGGCUGGAGGAGGAUGUGCGGACAGCGUGGAUGAGUACCGGGCCGAGGUGGAGCGGCUGAGCCGCGAGCUCGCUGAAGCGAACCGGGAGAAGAUCCGCGCGGCGGAGUGCGGCCUCGCUGUGCUCGAGGAGAACCAGAGUCUGAAACAGCAGUGCACCGAGCUGGAGACUGAGCAGGAGACGCUCAGAAGAGAGCUGGAGCAGCUGCAGGAGGCAUUUGGGCAGGCGUACUCUAACCAGCGUAAAGUGGCAGAGCAUGGUGAGACGAAUGAGGAGACACUUCUGCAGGAGUCCGCCUCCAAAGAGGCAUACUACAAGAAUCGCCUGCUAGAGUUGCAGACGGAGCUCGACCUGAGUCGCUCAGUGGCUUCUAACACACAGGCGGAGAACGAACGGCUUAACAUGCUGCUCCAGGACUUAAGAGAGAGUAACGAGAUGCUGGAGCUGCAGAAGGCCAGGAUGAGAGAAGAGAUUAAGGAGUAUAAAUUCAGAGAAGCCAGAUUGCUGCAGGACUACACUGAGCUGGAGGAGGAGAACAUCACACUACAGAAACUCGUGUCCACACUCAAGCAGAACCAGGUGGAGUAUGAGGGUUUAAAACACGAAAUCAAAGUUCUGGAGGAAGAAACAGUUCUGCUAAAUAGCCAAUUAGAUGACGCGUUGCGUUUAAAGGACAUCUCUGAGGGACAGUUAGAAGAGGCGCUGGAUGCUCUGAAGAUUGAACGAGAACAGAAGAACAGCCUAAGGAAGGAGCUAGCCCACCACCUCAGCCUGUCUGACAGUGUGUAUGGAACCAGCACACAGAUCCCCAUCUCUGUUGUAGAGGGAUUAAAGUUUGCAGAGGAGCCAACCACCAAUGCCACCUUGGCCUCCGGAUCUAAUCCCAAUAAUGAGGACAGUAACAGGUGUAACGGCUGUAAUGGCCAUGGGCCGAAAAUGAACAGUGACUACCACCGGCCGGGUGGGAGGAAAGAAUUGCUGAACCCUGUGUCUGAUCUGUUCAGUGAACUCAACCUGUCUGAAAUCCAGAAAUUGAAACAGCAACUCUUACAGGUGGAGCGUGAAAAUGCCACCCUACUGACUAACCUGCAGGAGUCUCAGACCCAGCUACAACACACGCAAGGAGCUCUAACAGAGCAACACAAGCGUGUGAAUUGCCUUACAGCACGUGUCAAUGCUAUGAAACGUCUGUGCAGUGACAAGCAGCUGGAUGCUGAGGAGACCGAGAAAGGGGAUACUCCUUUGAAUGGCUGCCGUGAGUAUGACGUCGACAUUAAUGGCAUUGAGAUCCUGGAAUGUAAGUACAAGGUGGCUGUUACAGAGGUCAUCGACCUGAAAGCAGAGUUGAAAGCCUUGAAGGAAAAGUACAAUCAGUCUGUGGAGAGCCAAUCAGAAGAGCGCAGCGAAAGUGAGGGGAAAGUGCAAGCACUUUAUGAUCAUGUGACAUCAUUGGAGAGAGAGUGUCGUGAGAGCCGUGAGCGAAUCACCAGCCUAGAGGCCGAGCUCCGAUGCACAUCAUCCAUGUCCAGUGAGAGUCAAGCUAUGCUGAAUGCUGCUCAGGAUGAGCUAGUUACCUUCAGCGAAGAACUUGCCCAGCUUUAUCAUCAUGUCUGCUUGUGCAACAACGAAACACCCAAUCGUGUCAUGCUGGACUACUACCGCCAGAGUCGUGUUACACGUAGCGGCAGUCUUAAAGGUACUGAUGACCCACGUGCAUUGCUGUCACCACGCCUUGCCCGUCGACUUGCUGCUGCCAACUCGUCAGAUCCUUCUCGGAGCCCUCAUGACUCACCCUUGAAGGAAGCAUUGGGUGAAGGUGGUAAAGCAGAGACAGUGAGUCCCAAUAGAACCCCAUUUGGCUCCCCGGUCCACAGUGCCUCACCAGCUGCUUCACCCUUACCAGAUGCAAACGGAGAUCUUCGCAAAGAGCCUUUGAAUAUUUACAACUUGAAUGCCAUUAUUCGGGACCAGAUCAAGCACCUACAGAGAGCUGUGGAUCGCUCACUGCAACUGUCCAGACAGAGGGCUGCUGCUCGGGAGCUGGCACCGAUCUUUGACAAGGACAAGGAGACCUGCAUGGAGGAGAUCCUGAAGAUGAAGUCCCUCUUGAGCACGAAGAGGGAACAGAUAGCCACUUUAAGGCUUGUACUUAAAGCCAACAAACAGACUGCAGAAGUAGCCUUGGCUAACCUGAAGAGCAAGUAUGAAAAUGAAAAGACUAUUGUGACAGAGACAAUGAUGAAGCUGAGGAAUGAGCUAAAGGCUCUGAAAGAGGAUGCAGCCACCUUUUCCUCUCUGAGGGCGAUGUUUGCCACCAGGUGCGAUGAGUAUGUUACUCAGCUGGAUGAGAUGCAGAGGCAGCUGGCAGCAGCAGAAGAUGAGAAAAAGACUCUUAAUUCCCUGCUCCGCAUGGCCAUCCAGCAGAAGCUGGCUCUCACACAGCGCUUGGAAGACCUGGAGUGUGAUCAUGAGCAGUCACAUCGUGGCCGUGUAGUAAAGAUGCCCAAAAUCAAAACCAUUCCUCCGAAGUCUCUUGUAGAUUGUCAGCAGUCUGCUGCAUCAGUAUCGCCACGCUCCCGACAAGUGAGGAGUGGGAGAGUAUUCACAGCUCGCAGUGCUAAUAUUGUGAUAACACUUCGAGAAGAUGAGCUACAAGAAGCCACCUCCAGACUUCCCUGUGACCCUUUCACAUGUCUGUCACAUCGCUCCAAUAUACCGGGUCCUUAGCCUAUUCCACUGGCCCCUCCCAUCCCACAAUUUCCCGUGGCCCUGCCUACUUCCAGAGGAACUAACCAGGGGACAUGCUUUUUAAACAUCCGUUCAGGUGCUCCUCUUUCUGCGUGACCUCAAAUGGACUCGCCCUGUUUUAACCCACGUUGGUGAGCCAAGACUAUGGUGCACUACUUUGCUGUCAUUGGAUACAAAUUAACACAUCUUACUUUGGAAAGAGAGAGAGUGAAUAUUAAUGCCUGGAAUGGACUUUUUAGUCAUUUAUUUAUCUAUUUAUUUAUGUUUAUUAAGUUCUAUUUCUAUUUAUUUGCAAUCUUAUGUGACUGGAAUUCAUUUUCAUGUGAAACUGAAAGGUGCUGUGGAUUUUUAGAAUAUCAGCAACUGAGUAAGAAAAAUAUUGCUUUUUAUCCGAAACAUAAAAACAUGUUUAAAAGCUUCAAAGAGGUUUGGUAAAAUAAAUUGAUGUUUAGCAAUAAUUAAAAUUUCUAAAAUUUGUGAUUAAUGGCCAUGGGAUAAAUGAGUGGAUAGGAAAAGUCCUUGGCUUCCAAAUUGUUUGGGGUUUUUUUGUUUGUUUGUUUGUUUGUUUUAACAAACCAAGAAAGUGUUAUUUGGCAAUAAGAUUUGCUUGACGUAUUGAAUAGACCAGAACAAGUUGAAUCUAAGUAAUAACUGUCUGUAAAUGUAAUUUUCCAACAUGUGGUUGAGAAACAUUUGGUUUUAACCUGUGUGAAACCUUCUGCUACACUGGAAGUGUUUCUAUUACAGUGAUAAUAUUAUGAUGCUAUGCAUAGGAUGUAUUCUAUUAAUUUAUAUUCAUUUUUUUUGCAAUGCAUUAUUAUAAAGAUUAUAUUUUAUACUUGAUUUAUCUCUUUUUUUCUUUUUUUGUUAUUUUUUUUUUUACAGUUGAUGUGAGCAAGGUAGGUAAGAUUGUUUGAAUGUGAGUGAUACUGUAAAAGUUAAAGAGCAGAUAGUGAGUUUGGUCUGAUCCUGCUGUGCUGAAACUUUCAACAUUGUAACACCCCAAAAUAUACAACAAUUGAAAUCUUUUGCAUCAAAUUUUCACUAAUAAGGUGAUUAUGGAUGUAAUGUCUCUUCUCGCUCACUCUUCUCCCUUUCUCCCACCUGUGACUUAAGCACAAACACAUUAAUAAUCUCAAUAAUUAUUUGGUCGUAUUAUAUCGUCAAACAUACCAGCAGGACAAUUUCAGAUACUUUUCUGAUUUAAGAUGCUAAUAAAAUUGUAAAGAAAUUGUUAAACUACUAAAUUAAAUCUCUACUCAUUCAGUAUGUAAGUAUCUUUUGAGAAAGUGGAACAAAGUUGAGUUUCUCUAAUGACACUAACAAAAGAGGUAAUCUGAUGAAUGAUCUUAUUGUGACGCCUGUUUCAGUCUUCCUGGUACUUUUGGUACCAUAUCUUUUAGUUUACAUGGAAGGGCUUUUGAUUGUUCUAUAUGAGAUGAUUGUGUUCGGUUUGAAAUUUUGUGGUUGCUUGAUGUGAACAAUGGUCUAAAAAGGAAAUGAAGUGAUAUACACUGAACUGGACAAUCACCCUCUUUGUUACCGGUGAAAGCAUACACAGUAAAAUCCCUAGUGUUAAUAAACGCCCAAAUCAACACUGGGGAUUUUGCUGUGUAGUUGUUACAGCAGGACAUAAUGAUACACUGCUUUUUGUGUCUAUGUAUUCAGUUGUGAUAAAGUCAUGAUUUAUGUAUUUGUUCAUGAAAUAAACUCUGAACUCAAGAUUCA